Molecule: messenger RNA, 1451 nt
Organism: Colletotrichum scovillei
Lineage: Eukaryota; Fungi; Ascomycota; Sordariomycetes; Glomerellales; Glomerellaceae
Product: amidase
Exons: 4
Coding region: 288-1451 (387 amino acids)
Source: RefSeq, a predicted model, not a curated record
CUUGGGCGGGCGUUUUGUUUCGGCAGAUAUGAUACGACUUUUUUCUGAAGAUUCAGCUAAUAUCCGUUACACGUCAAUGUAGUCUGACGGAAAUUGUAUUUGAUGAUGCCCUGAAGCGGGCUAAGGAGUUGGAUGCCUACUUCACCGAACACGGGAAGACCGUUGGGCCCUUGCAUGGCGUGCCAGUCACACUCAAGGACCAGUUCAAUGUCAAAGGAUAUGAUACAACUCUCGGCUACGUUGGCCGGUCCUUCAAACCUGCUGCAGACGAUGCCGUUGUCGUCAAGAUGCUUCAAUCUCUGGGCGCCGUUGUCAUUGCUAAAACGAAUCUGCCACAGAGCAUCAUGUGGUGUGAGACGGACAACCCUCUUUGGGGCCUGACUACCAACCCCAGGAGCAAGGAUUUUACCCCGGGUGGGUCAACCGGCGGUGAGGCGGCCCUGCUUGCUUCUGGUGCAAGUAUGCUCGGUUGGGGGACUGAUAUUGGAGGAAGCAUUCGUAUUCCGUCUCACAUGAUGGGAACGUACGGCUUCAAGCCUAGCAGCGGACGACUACCCUAUCUCGGGGUUCCGGUAUCAACCGAAGGGCAAGAACAUGUGCCUUCGUCAAUAGGCCCCAUGGCCCGCAGUCUGUCCACAAUCCGCCUCGCCAUGGAACAGUUGAUCAGCGCCAAGCCCUGGGAGCUAGACGCUCGCUGCGCACCGGUUCCGUGGCGAGAGGACUUAUAUAAGGAGACUAGCUCUAGGCCUUUGACUAUUGGAGUCCUCUAUGAUGACAAUGUUGUCCAACCCCAUCCGCCAUUGACGCGGGUUCUCCGUUCUGCUGUAGAGCGCCUGCAAGCAGCGGGCCACGAGGUCUUGGAAUGGAAUGCAAGCUUGCACGAAGACUGCAUCAGAACGAUGGACCUUUUUUACACGGUUGACGGCGGCGAAGAUAUUCGGAAAGACGUCUUGGCUGGUGGAGAGCCCUUCAUCCCCCACGUCGAGAAGCUUCUCAACCGCGGAAAGCCAAUUUCAGUGUACGACUACUGGCAGCUUAACAGGCGGAAGUGGGAGUUGCAGCAAGCAUACCUAGAAAAGUGGCAAUCCAUCCGGUCGCCCAAGACUGGUCGCAUGGUUGAUAUCCUCCUGCUGCCACCUAUGCCUCACUCAGCUGUGCCGCAUGGGGGUUGUCGAUGGGUGGGAUACACCAAGGUGUGGAAUUUCCUCGAUUACCCUGCCCUCGUCAUUCCCGGAGGCCAGGUGAGCCGAGAAGACAUUGAUCAGCCGUGGGCGGAGGAAGCUAGGGGAGUUGAAAACGAGUGGAACAGGAAGUUGUGGGAGGAUAACAAGGAGACAAUGGCUUCUCUUAGUUUGCCUGUGGGACUUCAGAUUGUUGGUCGUAAACUGGAGGAGGAGAUGGUGCUUGCAGCUGGGAAGAUCAUCGACGACAUCCUCAGGGAUAAGAGCUAG